AUGCGCAAGUGCAAGAUCUUUGUUGGAUCAUCUCAUCCGGAGUUGGGCCAAUUGGUCUGUGAGAGAUUGGGGGUAGAGCCAGCUCCUUGUACGUUGAAGAAAUUUAGCAAUGGAGAAACUUCAGUCCAAAUUGGUGUUAGUGUGAGAGAUGAAGAUGUAUACAUUAUCCAAAGUGGAUCGUCAAACAUAAAUGAUCAUAUUAUGGAGCUUUUGAUUUUGAUAAGUGCUUGUCGUGGGGGUAGUGCAAACAAGAUUACUGCAGUGAUUCCUCAGUUUCCUUAUAGCAAGCAGAGCAAAAUGAAGAAACACAGAGGCGCAAUCACCGCUAGGAUGUUGGCUAACUUGUUGGUAAUGGCAGGAGCCGACCAUGUCGUGAGUAUGGAUCUCCAUGCUAGUCAAAUGCAAGGUUUUUUCACUGUUCCAGUGGACAAUUUAUUUGGGGCUCCCACAUUGGCAAGAUGGAUUCGCCACAACAUAGAAGCAUGGGAGACUUCAGUUGUUGUAUCGAAAAACCCUGGAGGAACCAAAAGAGUGACGGCUUUGGCUGAUAGUCUAAAGAUCAAUUUUGCCAUGAUUCACACUGACAGGAGAAGAACUCAGGACGAGUAUGCCAAGAAAAAAGCUUUAAAGAGGGCCAAAAUUGUCAAUGAUGAUGGCAUAGAAGCGGAUGAAGAGGACAAUAUUGUUAACGAGUUGCAAACUGCUCGUAUUGUUCAAGGGCACGUUGUUGAUGAUGAUUAUCAGUGCAAAGACUCAAAGGAGGACAAUUCCAAUGGCAGUGGUCACUUGACCAACUCAAACAUUAUUGACAGCGACGUUUUAGGUGGCUCAUACGAUGCUGCUAACUCGGACGAUGAGGAUGAGCCAUUGGUCGAGGAGAAGUUAAUCACUUUAGUGGGUGAUGUCAAGGACAAAGUGGCCAUUAUCUUGGAUGACAUGAUUGACAAACCAAAUUCGUUUAUUGCUGCUGCAGAACAUUUGAGGUUGAAUUGUGGAGCUAAAGCUGUUUAUGUUGUUGGUACACACGGUGUAUUUAACGACUCAUGCUUGCAACGUUUGACUGACUCUGAAUGUAUUGAUAAAAUUGUGGUGACAAAUACGUAUCCUAUUUCGAAGGAACAAAUUGAUCAACACAAGGAAAAGCUUGUGGUUAUUGAUGUGUCGCCCAUUUUUGCUGAAUGUAUUAGAAGAGACCAUUUUGGGGAGUCCAUCUCGGUUUUAUUUGACUCUUUGGCGGCUAUAGAUUAG
This is a messenger RNA of Lodderomyces parapsilosis, 1248 nucleotides long. Its product is annotated as ribose phosphate diphosphokinase subunit. Gene Ontology annotation, cellular component: ribose phosphate diphosphokinase complex; cytoplasm. The coding region runs from base 1 to 1248 and encodes 415 amino acids. Lineage: Eukaryota; Fungi; Ascomycota; Pichiomycetes; Serinales; Debaryomycetaceae. Gene Ontology annotation, molecular function: ribose phosphate diphosphokinase activity; magnesium ion binding. The record is from RefSeq and is a predicted model, not a curated record. Gene Ontology annotation, biological process: purine nucleotide biosynthetic process; 5-phosphoribose 1-diphosphate biosynthetic process; ribonucleoside monophosphate biosynthetic process. The transcript has a single exon.